AAGAAGGCAGCCAUUUUAUUACUUGCUUGCUGGAGAGGAGGGAGAAGCUGUGGCUUUUCCUCCAGCAAAGCUUUAUUGUAUUUUUAUCGACUUAUUUUUACUAGAUCACAGUUUUCACUACGUACAAAUCUGUAUACGUUGUUAGUGUAAGUUUAGGGAGAUUUAUGUGUUGAGAUUGAGAAGAAAUGGACGAUCCAAAUCGGAUGAUGGCGCAUAGCGGCGGACUGAUGGGACCGCAGGGCUACGGCUUAGCCGGUGGCGAAGCCGCGCCCGCCUCGGGUGAGGGCGAAGCUCGUAAGCAAGACAUCGGGGAGAUCUUGCAACAAAUCAUGAACAUCACCGAUCAGAGUUUGGACGAGGCGCAGGCUAGAAAACAUACGCUCAAUUGUCAUAGAAUGAAGCCUGCCCUAUUUUCAGUGUUGUGUGAAAUUAAAGAGAAGACAGGUAUGCUCGACGCCUACGUUCUGUCCCUGCGCAAUACGCAAGAGGAGGAGCCCCCAGACCCGCAGCUGAUGCGGCUGGACAACAUGCUGAUCGCGGAAGGAGUCGCGGGCCCCGAGAAGGGCGGUGGGGCGGGUGCGGCAGCCUCGGCCUCCGCUGCGGCUGGCGAGUGGGAUAACGCGAUCGAGCACUCGGACUACCGCGCCAAGCUGGCGCAGAUCCGGCAGAUAUACCACCAGGAGUUGGACAAGUACGAGAAUGCCUGCAACGAGUUCACCACCCACGUCAUGAACCUGCUCCGCGAACAGAGCCGCACCAGGCCCAUCACACCUAAGGAGAUAGAGCGCAUGGUGCAGAUAAUCCACAAGAAGUUCAGCUCCAUCCAAAUGCAGCUGAAACAGUCCACCUGCGAGGCCGUCAUGAUCCUGCGCUCACGUUUCCUCGACGCGCGCCGAAAGCGUCGCAACUUCAGCAAGCAGGCUUCGGAGAUACUCAACGAGUAUUUCUACUCGCACCUGUCGAACCCGUACCCGAGUGAAGAGGCGAAAGAGGAGUUGGCCCGUAAAUGCGGCAUUACUGUCUCGCAGGUGUCUAACUGGUUCGGUAACAAGCGGAUCCGCUACAAGAAGAACAUCGGCAAGGCGCAAGAGGAGGCGAACCUGUACGCCGCCAAGAAGGCAGCCGACUUGCCAUGGAUUGGCGCGUGCAGGCGCGAGGCUAGCUCCCCGCCAGCGAGAGCCUCGGCAUAUUACACUGCAGGCGCGUCCCCGUACUCGAUGGGCGCCGCGUCGGGCACGGCCACGCCCAUGAUGUCCCCGGCGCCCACGCAGGACUCCAUGGGCUACUCGCUGCCCGCCCCGCCCUACGACCAGCCGCAGCCGGGCUACGACGGCUCCAUGGGCUACGAUCCUAUGCACCAGGACCUCUCGCCGUAGGCUCCGCCGAUACCCCGGCCUUGAGGUGACGGGUCAACACAUAAUUGUGCAGCUUCCACUGAAUUGCCAUUUUACAUUACAUACUAUAUUUAAGUAGCUGAGGAACUCCUAUCAUCGUGACGUCACGCGGCCGCGGGCGCCCGACUUUGCCUUAGGACAUAGGACAUGUAUACUAUACUACACACUAAACAUAUUUUAGCGUAUUUUUGGAAGAACAUGUAAUUGAGAUAAAUAAUUUCUUCACGUAUUACUACCGAACUGACUGUACCCAGUAUUUGUUUUUAAUAUUUUACUUUUGUUUUUAAUCGAAUCAAAUUGUCAAUGCGGCAGCUGUUUAAAGUAUUAUUUUUGACCAGUGGAUAUUUGGAUAAUUUUAUAAUUUGGAAGUAUAAUUUGGCAGUAUUAUAGUAAUGAUAAAGCAUCACAUGUUUGGCAGGAUCUCGUUGUAACGUUCACUACCUAUUCGUCUUACCCUGCGGUGGAUAUAAAUAAAUAUACGAUAGUUGUAAGCUAAUCUAGUGUAAUAUUUAAAUGUAAGUAUUCAGAUAUUUUGCGCUGACUAGUAUCUAGACGGGCGCGGCCGGGCGGGCGCGGGACCCGGCGAUGUGGCACUUCAUGUAUACGUCUAGUUAUAAAAUGUACUUAUUUAUUAUAAAUAUUCUUAUUCUCAAAUUUUUAAAUCAAAGUUGCUCACUUCGUACAAUGUAGAUAACUCCAUUCCUUUAAUCUUGCAUAUCCUUUGAAGCUCCUUUGUAUAUUUGUCAAAGUUAUAUGGAAUAUCCGAGUUUGUGCAGUAUGAGCAGUAGCGGCCCGGCUGCGCCGCGCCGGCGCCCGCCCGGCGCGCCUCUUGUGUGCAAUUUUAAUAUUUUAUUCUUAACGGUUGUGUUAGUCCCGCGCACACUAAGUAUUCCGAACUAAUGUCAAUGCGAAAAUCCUACAUACAAACAUAAUCACGUCUUCAAAUCGAUUUUCGUUUUAGAACAGGAGUUGUGAAUAUCAGAACAAAAAUAUUUAUAUUUUUAUUGUGGUGCUAUACUGUUUGUAGCACAAAAAUUUAUUUUUUCAUUUAGUCAUAAGUUAAUACUUCGUAUAGUUAAUGUUAAUCAUUUUACAUAUUAUUAUUAUUUACGUCGUCCUGAUUUGACCGAAAUUAGCAGAUCUAUCUAUUAUCAAAACUAACGUAUGAUUAGUUCCACUUAGUGAUAGUUUGAAUAUGUAAAAUUUUGCUAGCAUUAAGUUGAUGUGUUCUAAAACAAAAUAUCUGAAACAGUAUACGAAAAAACGAAAAUUAAAUUGAAAAAUGUUUAAAAUUGCUGUGGAACAUUGAGAUUGUAAAGCGCCGCUGUCGCAACGCCGCGCCACAUUCACGAUACACAGAGUAUACCGAUUGUUUAGAGUUUAUAAAUUAUAAUAAUAAAUAAUACGAAGCACGUAAUAAGUCUGAAGCAGCGGCGUGGACACCAUGUAUACGACGACGAGUUCAAUGUUAUUGCGACCAUCAGAUUGAAUAAAAUACAUUUUUGUGUAGUUAA
Molecule: messenger RNA, 2908 nt
Organism: Pectinophora gossypiella (pink bollworm)
Lineage: Eukaryota; Metazoa; Arthropoda; Insecta; Lepidoptera; Gelechiidae
Gene: exd
Product: homeobox protein extradenticle
Exons: 9
Coding region: 186-1376 (396 amino acids)
Biological process (GO): neuron development; regulation of transcription by RNA polymerase II; embryonic organ development
Cellular component (GO): nucleus
Molecular function (GO): RNA polymerase II cis-regulatory region sequence-specific DNA binding; DNA-binding transcription factor activity, RNA polymerase II-specific
Source: RefSeq, a predicted model, not a curated record